Cyphomyrmex costatus is the source of this 1518-nucleotide messenger RNA. Its product is annotated as cathepsin O. The transcript is spliced from 7 exons. The coding region runs from base 1 to 1071 and encodes 356 amino acids. Gene Ontology annotation, biological process: proteolysis. Lineage: Eukaryota; Metazoa; Arthropoda; Insecta; Hymenoptera; Formicidae. Gene Ontology annotation, molecular function: cysteine-type peptidase activity. The record is from RefSeq and is a predicted model, not a curated record.
AUGGAGUGGCGAACAGUGGUGGUGAUAGUGCUGAUUGUGAGCCUCUGUUUCUUUAUCGUGCCGAUCAAAGUAGAUUCUGAUAAAACAGUGAAUGACGCGGAAUUGUUCGCGAAUUACGUAGCCCGAUAUAAUAAAUCCUACAGAAAUGAUCCCGCGAAAUACGAAGAGCGAUUCGAACGUUUUCAGAAAUCAUUGCGACACAUUGAAAAGCUGAAUAGUUUACGAUCGUCACAAGAAAGUGCAUAUUACGGGCUGACAGAAUUCUCCGAUUUAUCUGAGGAUGAAUUCAUGCAACAAGCGCUAAUUUCCGACUUAUCUUUACGGGGCCAAAAACAUACAACAGCGUCAUAUUAUCAUCAGCACUCUACAGGCUCAAUUAAUCGUAUGAAAAGAAUGAUACCAAUAACGGAUAUACCCUCUAAGUUCGAUUGGCGAGAUAAGGGGGUCGUAGGACCAGUUCUGAGCCAAGAGAAUUGCGGCGCUUGCUGGGCGUUCAGCACCGUCGGGGUGGCUGAAUCGGUGUAUGCCAUCGAAAACGGAACUUUGCAUUCUUUUAGCGUGCAGGAAAUGAUCGACUGUAUGCCAGGCAAUUUCGGAUGCCAAGGCGGUGACAUAUGCAGUCUACUCUCAUGGCUGUUGACUUCAAAAACAAGAAUUAUAUCUGAGACCGAUUAUCCUCUCACAUUACAAACCGACACGUGUAGAUUGCCUAAAAUUUCCACAAAGACGUUGGGAGUUAGAGUAACGGAUUUCACAUGCGACAGCUUUGUAGACGCGGAGACGGAACUUUUGACGUUGCUCGUUACUCAUGGACCCGUAGCGGCUGCCGUGAACGCUAUAUCUUGGCAGAAUUAUUUAGGUGGCAUAAUACAGUAUAACUGCGACGAUUCGUUCAACAACCUGAAUCAUGCGGUGCAGAUAGUGGGAUAUGACAUAGAAGCGCGUAUACCGCAUUAUAUCAUUAAAAAUUCGUGGGGACCGUCUUUCGGCAAUAAAGGUUACAUUUAUAUUGCGGUUGGCAAGAAUUUAUGCGGUAUAGCCAAUCAGGUCUCCUCGCUCCAAGUUGUUUAAUCAAUCAAAGAAUGUUAAAUUACAGAGUUUACAAUUACUGACCAAAUAAAUCGAGAAGUGCUGUGAAAAUAUGACUUAAUAAAAUACUUUAUUAAGUACAUUGAUGUUAAUUAUGUUUCCCAUAUUGUUUGUUACAUCAGAAAUCCAUCAAUAUGAUUUUAAAUGUGAUCCAAGACGAAAAAAUAAUUUUUCGGGAAGUGAAAUAGUGAUAUGUACAAUUGUUAGAAACUAUACACAGCCAUAUUUCCCCAGAGCCUGUGGAUUUCUCUUGAUUUUCGUCCAUAUUCCAAUUAUACAAUGUAAAUAAUUCCAUUUUCAUUUGCUUCAUCAAUGGCGGAAAUAUGUGACUUGGUAUCAAGAAGGUUACAAUUGAAAUUUAAAAAGAUUUUGUAUCUAUCACUUUUUCUUCUUACAAUAAUCGAUAUUGUAAACACUCGAGACAUUGAC